CUGCAGCUGCCUGCCCGGCACAAACAGUACGUGCACUGCGCGAGCCCCUGCUCCCCACCACCUUGUGCGGCCUCUCGUCGCCUCUGGCCCCCAUUUCCUUCUUCUUCAACGACGCCCUCGAGGGCUUUCCCACUCGCUUCGCCGCUGCCCAUUCGCGAGCCACCAACCCAAGACUGAGCACCAGCGCCGGCACUGCCACCGCAAACAGAGCCGAGGUAGAUAGAGCGGUGGUAGGACACGAGAACGAGAGCUACGCCUGACCCGGGGGAGAAGAGGAGAUGGGUGCCCCUGCGACCACGGCGCCGUGCUGCGGCGCCCUGCUGCGACGAUCCCGCCCGCUCCUCACGCUGCUGCUCUGCUUCCAGAUCCUGCGCACGUCGCAGGCCUUCGAGCUGCGCGGCGGCGGCGGCUACGUGGAGGAGAAGGUCCCGCGGGCCGUCAUCGUCCCGGACCCCUCGCCGAAGCUGUCCGGCUUCUCCCCGGCCCCGCUCGCCGCGCCGCCGCCGGUGCUCGGCGGAGGCGGCGACGACACGCGGCCCAGGCUGCCGACGGAGCGCUGGCGCCGGGGCAGUGGGGGGGAGGCCAGGCGUAGCGCCGCACAGCCCCCUGCAGCUUCCUCCCACUCCCACCACCAGGCGCCCGCGCCGUCGGCUGGCCCCGGCCCCGCGCGCGCCCCCGCUCCCGGCCAGCCCGGGGCGCCCGCGCCGGCGCCGGACUCCGCCGCCGGGAGCGGCGGCGGCCCCGCGUCGAUCAAGAGCAGCCCCGCCGUGCCGGUCCCGCGCGGCGUGACGGACACCGCCACCAUCCUGCCCCUGCCGGCGCCCGGCGAAAAGCGCCAGGAAGUGGGAGCUGCCACUUGGGUUGGAGCCAGAUUGGUGCCGCCGCUGCUGCUCGGGCUCACGGUCACGAUGGCAUCUUUUGGGCUUUAAGCUGGGAGUAGAUCCGUAGGAGAUACAUGCGGUUCAAAAGUAGGCCUACUACUAGCACUCACUGUUGCAGAGAUAAAGCUUCUUCCUUUCUCUUCUUUCUCUUGCCUCAUUGUUGCUUUCUGCGCGCGGCUAAUCCACCUCUCCUCUGUAAACAAAGCUCGUCUUCCUUUUUAUCUGCCACGCCCUUUCUUGUCAUCCUUUUAUGCUCGCUGACGUGCACCAAAGCGAAAAGCAUUGCGCGGUAUAUGCAGUGACACUGACCCAGAAUGUAGUGGGUUAGUGAAAAAAAAAAGGAAACAAAAGGAACUGGUACGGAUCCUUGGUCCA
Molecule: messenger RNA, 1256 nt
Organism: Panicum virgatum (switchgrass)
Lineage: Eukaryota; Viridiplantae; Streptophyta; Magnoliopsida; Poales; Poaceae
Product: skin secretory protein xP2-like
Exons: 3
Coding region: 279-929 (216 amino acids)
Source: RefSeq, a predicted model, not a curated record